Molecule: messenger RNA, 1789 nt
Organism: Orbicella faveolata
Lineage: Eukaryota; Metazoa; Cnidaria; Anthozoa; Scleractinia; Merulinidae
Molecular function (GO): ferrous iron binding; oxidoreductase activity
Source: RefSeq, a predicted model, not a curated record
UUAAUAUGGGGUCCGCUUAAUACAGGUUUCACGGUACCUGUACCUACUUUACAGUCUUCUAAAGGACUCAUUAUGUUUUGAGGGGAAGGGGGCUGGUGGUGGUUGAGCAGUUUUUCUGAGCAGUAAUUGUUUUUCAGUUAGGGUGGCAUCGUGCAAGAAACAGAGGAAAUAGUAGGAUAGGAGUCUUAUUGGCUCAUGGCUCGCGUACGACCACAGUGAACAAUAUAUUCCCUACCCCACUCCUCAACUAUUCGUCAUGUCACUCAUAGCAACCACGUGUCAUGUUCGACUGUGCUGAUAGUCCGGUAGGACAGUAAGCAUCUUCAAGCGCCGAAUGGUGAAAGCCAGUUGUACAGUUGUUGAAUUGUAGCCGAUUUCAGUUUUGGUUUUAGGCAUUUGGUUUGUCCUAAGCAUAACCUUGUGGCUUGAGAGAAGUAUCCAGCAUGAUGUUGGUUACAAUGAUGGUAAUCUUUGUCAUAAAAUCAUUCUUUGCUUUCCAAGCGGAGAGCAAGUUAGUCGGAGCCUUUGUUAUGCCACACGGAGGAAUCGCUUUGGACCCUCGCUAUUUCAACACAACCAACGCUACAGCCAAAGCCCAAGCCUGGUUAGUACACGCCGCCGCAGAACAAGUAGGAAGACAGAUUGAGGAUCUUAAUCCAGAUACAAUUGUCCUGAGUACUCCACAUGGGAUCGCGGCUCCUGAAGAUUUCAUUUUUUACUUUAGUCCUAAAGGAUCAGGCUUCGCUGAUACAGACAACUGUGCUUGUCCACCAUGUUGUUACAACUUGUCAGUUGCCAUGGAUACUAAUGGCACUAAGACGCUCUUUAGCACCCUUAAAGCUGAGAAGGAGAACGUUUCGUAUUUGAGCGCGUUUGGACCUCCUGGCAACGAGGAUACACCUUUCCCUUUACGCUGGGGCGAGAUCGUUCCGCUAUAUUUUACAAAGAAUAUUUUAAGCCGGAGUAAAGUCAUCGUUCUGUCCCAGCCAAGCCGCAGAUACACGGACAGCGUGGAGAUGAUUCCUGAACUGCGUCAUCUUGGGAAGAACUUGUUUCGGAUUCUCCACUCACAGUCCAAGAGGAUUGUGGUUAUCAUAAGUGCCGAUUUAGCGCACACUCACUUGAAGUCAGGGCCAUACGGCUUCUCUACAGCAGCGGGACCUUUUGAUAAAGCCUGCGGUGCGUGGGCGGCGAGUCAGGAUUCAGGCAAGCUGAUAGUUGAAGCAGCGUCGUAUGUUGACAAGGCUCUUUCUUGUGGAUUUACAGGGCUGGUUAUGCUGGACGGCAUGUUAAAAGCAAGCUCUGUUAAUUGGGAAUCUCGACUUCUCGUGAACUUCCAUCCUAGCUACUACGGAAUGAUGCUGGCAUCUUUUGUGCCUCGGCAAUAGCGCUUAUUUUUAAAGGGCAAUUUAAUAUUGAGACCAGAGCCCAAUUAUUGCAAUGAGUAUUUUUUUUUUUUUUAAUGGACGGGAAGUAUUCUCCUUUCCAGAUCCGCCUGUCCAGAAACAUGGACUUAGAUUUUAACUAAUUCAACGCUGUUUUCAUCGCUCGCAAUAUCCACCAGUUGAUCUAUAUUAAACUAAACUGGUCCUAAUAGAGCACUUACAAAUCUUACAGGCGUUUUAUUAACAGAUUAUCAGAGGGAAUUUAAAGCAGGGGUGGAAUUCUGACCGUAAGUGGAACUCAUAUGUUUCGCUACGAAGGACGAGACUGAAAAUUCUCCGGCCCUGUUAAAGGAGCUCAGUCACGGUGUUUUGUCUUCUUUUUGGUCACGUACAAAAUCUCUUAU